AUGUAAACCAAAGCAUAAUAGUUAAAAAUAAAAGGAAAUGAAGCAUUUUAAAACUAGAAUUAUUUAUCUGCAAUAGAAUUUUACUCUUAAGCAAUAGUAAAUGAUUCUAUUAAUCUAGGAUGAAGAUCAUACAGAGAGUGUUUUCUUUUCAAAUAGAGCAAUGUGUUAUUAUAAUUUAAAGAGAUAUUAAGAAGCCUGUAAUGAUGCAACUGAGGCUUUGGAAUUAGAUGAGAAGAAUAUUAAAGCACAUAUGAUAGCAGGUUAAUCAAUAUGUAUGUUAGCAAAAGAAAGAUAGGAGAGCUCUAAAAUUGACACAGGUAUUCAAAGAAUAUUGAAAGGUUAUUUUAACUUAUUAUUUAUAGCUAGGACCUUAUGUGCAGGUUAAAAGAAAAUUGAAUAUGAAAAAGAUAUAGAUGAUAAAAUUAAUAAAGCUAAAAAACUUAAGUGGUUUAUUUAGUAUGAAGAGGAAAAAAUAAAAAAUUAAGAAAUUGUUUAAUAGUUAUAAGAAUUAGUAAAAAAUGAUGUUAAAUUAACUUAAUAAGAAAAAUAAAUUACAUUAGCAUAAAUUAAUAAAUACAUUACAAAUGAAAAACCUAAAUUAGAAAUACCAGAAUUUUUAUAAUGCCAUAUAACAAAUAAAUUACUUAUUGAUCCCUAUACAACAGAAACAGGAUAUUCUUAUGAAAAGUCAGUACUAUUCAAAAUAAAUCCUCUAACUUAAGAUCCUUUUACUAAGUGCAUUUAUUUACUUAUUAUAUUAGAAAACCAAUUAAUCCAUAAAUUAUAUAUCCUAAUAUAAAUUUGAAAUAAGCAGCAAGUGAAUUUUUAUCCAACAACCCUUGGGCAUAUGAUUAUAAUCCAAAUUAAAGCUUUAAGGAUAUAGAAAUAUGA
Molecule: messenger RNA, 891 nt
Organism: Paramecium sonneborni
Lineage: Eukaryota; Ciliophora; Oligohymenophorea; Peniculida; Parameciidae
Source: the annotation of a GenBank genome assembly